GAUAUCAAGGGCCAUGUCGCUGUUGUCACUGGUGGUGCACAGUCAAUGGGCCUCCUUACUUCCAAGGAGCUCGUAAAACUCGGUGCCAAGGUAGUCAUUGGGGAUGUCCUCCCAGUUGGAGCUGAAGAAGUUGCCAAGAUCAACGCCGAAGCUGGAUCUACUGUUGCAGUGUUCCAGACUUGCGAUGUGUGCGACCCCGAUGCACUGCAGGCCCUUAUUGACCGUGCGGUCUCUGAAUUUGGAAGAUUCGACAUUCUAGUCAACAACGCUGGUGUUCUCGACAAGCCCUGGGAGCAGGAUCCGACCGGCGAGUACGCGCGCCGCUGCAUCGACAUUAACGUGCGUGCGUUGAUUGACGGAACUAACCGGGCUCUCCAUCACUGGAGUCAGGAGGAGGGCCGCACUGGCACAGUAGUUAAUCUAGCCUCAUCUGCCGGCUACGCACCGAUAUCGUUUAUGGCGGCCUAUACUGCCUCGAAGGCCGCUGUUAUCAUGUAUACAAAGUCAUUGGCAAGCCUGGCUCCCAAGGUGCGUGUCAAUGCAGUGGCUCCAGUGUGGGUCGAUACAAAGUUCAUCAUGGCC
This is a messenger RNA of Linderina pennispora, 582 nucleotides long. RefSeq names its product NAD(P)-binding protein. The transcript has a single exon. Gene Ontology annotation, molecular function: oxidoreductase activity, acting on the CH-OH group of donors, NAD or NADP as acceptor. The annotation marks the transcript as partial. NCBI's taxonomy places the organism in Eukaryota, Fungi, Kickxellomycota, Kickxellomycetes, Kickxellales, Kickxellaceae. Gene Ontology annotation, cellular component: cytoplasm. The record is from RefSeq and is a predicted model, not a curated record.